AUCACUUUCGGUACGCUUUUGGUCCGCGUACCUCCAAUUGAUAGCGAAACUCAGCAGUGCGUACGCACCGCAAAUAAAAAGUUUUGAUACUGGUCUUCUUGUUAAAGUCCUCUGUUCUUACUCUCCUAGCGUCAUGUCAACCACUCACGAUGUCAAAAUUGCCGUGAUCGGCGGCUCUGGCUUAUACAAUUUGGAUAACCUCGAAAUCGUCGAAGAGGUUAAUCCCGAAACUCCAUGGGGCUUCCCAAGCGACAAGAUUAUUAUUGCCAAGCUUCCCAGCGGUACCAAGAUUGCUUUCCUUGCUCGCCAUGGUCGUGGUCAUUAUCUUACGCCCACUGAAGUCCCACAGCGCGCCAAUAUGGCUGCACUGAAGCAUCUUGGUGUUGAAGCCAUUCUUGCCUUUUCGGCUGUCGGUUCGCUCCGCGAAGAGAUUCCGCCCUGCGACUUUGUCUUGCCCGACCAGUUGAUUGAUCGUACGCGCGGCCUCCGUCCCUCGACAUAUUUUGGUGAUGGUGUUGUUGCACAUGCCAUGUUUGCCGACCCCUUUCACGAAGGCAUUGCCGAUUUGGUGCACAAGCAGAGCCACGUGCUUGAAUUUGGCGCCAAGAUUCACCGCAACAAGACGGCUGUUUGCAUGGAAGGUCCCGCAUUCUCGACGCGUGCUGAAUCACAUAUGUAUCGUAGCUGGGGCGGUGACAUUAUCAACAUGUCAGCGCUGCCAGAAGCCAAGUUGGCUCGUGAGUGCGAGAUGGCUUACCAGAUGGUGUGCAUGGCGACGGAUUAUGACUGCUGGCGUGUAGAAGAAGAGGCUGUCAACGUGGAAACGGUGAUGCAGAACAUGGUCAACAACUCGACGAAUGCAAAGACAUUGUUAAUGGCUGUUCUUCCUGAGUUGGACAACUCUGUUCGUUCCAAUACCUUGAAGCCCGAUUUAAAGGGCUCGAUGAAAUUCUCGGGCAUGACUGCACAGGAGAAGAAGAACCCCGAAACCGUCAAAAAGCUCGAUUAUAUCUUGCCCGGUUACUUCUAAGUUAAUCUCCAGCAAUAGACUGUUUCUUUGUGCUUCAAAUUUACUUUGUAUUAUAUGGACGAAAAAUAUAGGACAAGUUGUGAUGAACAAUAUAUAUUUUGACGGAGUCUGUGUGUUUGACCCACAGUUUUCACUUCUUUUCUCUAUCUUUGGCUUACCCCAAACCCCUCUUAUAUAUACCUACACAGACACUUAAAG
This is a messenger RNA of Zychaea mexicana, 1228 nucleotides long. Its product is annotated as nucleoside phosphorylase domain-containing protein. The transcript is spliced from 2 exons. NCBI's taxonomy places the organism in Eukaryota, Fungi, Mucoromycota, Mucoromycetes, Mucorales, Lichtheimiaceae. The record is from RefSeq and is a predicted model, not a curated record. The coding region runs from base 134 to 1030 and encodes 298 amino acids. Gene Ontology annotation, molecular function: S-methyl-5-thioadenosine phosphorylase activity. Gene Ontology annotation, biological process: nucleoside metabolic process. Gene Ontology annotation, cellular component: cytosol.